AUGGCGUCCUUUCCGGAAACUCGCCAGGCCCGUCGUCGGUAUUCAAGCUGGAGCCAGCCGUUGCUGGCAGCAGGGCAGCUGGUUGAUGCAGGCAAGACUUCAAGCUCCAGCUCUUCAUCACAUGCUUCCGAUUCAGAGGAGGAGGAAGACGAAGAUGAGCAGGUCCCGAUGCACAAGGUGCACAGUCUCCCGCUCGAACGGUCGCAGAACGGAGGUUAUGCAGCCGCCAAUCCUCGGAUGCGGAAGGUUCAGAGCCUCUCCACGAAACAGUCCGAACUGCGCAGAAUUCUGGAAGACAGUGCUCAGAUAGACCAGGAGCAACACGGUUGCGAACCAGGAGAGGCACUGCAGGGCUAUCAAGGCAAGAAGGCUUCCCGGAGUCGCCAACCAACGAUGGAGAGAGCGGACAGGCGUCGUUCGCAAACAUUCAAAAGUAUUACCAUCCCCGAGGAGGUUCUGCAGGUUGCUGAUGGCAGCUCUCCUGACUCCCCAACGAACCACGAGGAAGAGUAUGGAGAUUCGGAGCGACCAACCGGACCCGUCAGGCGCAGGUCUAGAUCGUUGCGAAUCUCUGCAGUGUCGAUAAACACAGACUCUAUAGCAGCCAGCAUGGAAGCUGACGAGGAGGCGCAGCGCUUCCUGGAACCAGGCUCUGGUGCACCUGCACCCAAGCACCCCAUGGACAGGAACCCGGAAAUGGAAGCUCAACGCGCAGCAGCUAUCGAGAAGGUGGCUCUUGCUGCUCGAAAGGUGACACAGAAGCUGGAGAAGCAACAGCAGGCAUUGGAUUCGCGCCGACGCAAGCGCUAUCAGAGCGCGCCGGCCGCACAACUUCUCAGCCAAGCGCGCGUGGCUGUGGAGGAAGCUUCAAGCGAACGGUUCGAGACCACCUCCGUCGCAGGAGGAAUCCCUGCAGUUGCUAUUUUCGACUGGGAUGACACUCUCUUCCCUACAAGGCAUGUCACUGAAGUGGUUAAGGCUGUCCACACCAAGGACGGUCCUUUGCCAGCUGAGUCGCCCUUCUACGCUGAGCUGAAGGCGCAUGCACAGGUCGUCGAGGCAAUCCUCCUCGCCGCGCGAGAGGUCGUCGGACGUGUCAGUAUUGUGACACUCGCUCGCCGGCCUUGGGUGGAGACUUCGGCAUCAUGGUACCUUCCUGGCGUUGACUUUGAGAAGCUGAUGCAGGACUUGGAGAUCGAGGUGUUUUAUGCUCGCGAACAUAUCACACGACCACACAUCUACAACGCUCAGUUGGAGGAGGGCGUCGACAUGUUCGUGAUUGCGAAACGGAACGCGAUGCUCAGGUGCCUGCGCAAGCUCUACGGUGCCAAAGCGAAGAGCAUGCACGUAAUCUGCGUGGGUGACUCGACAGUGGAGCAUCUCGCCAUCAAGGAGGUGCUGUGGUGCUGCCCGCAGGAGGCAGGCAGCUAUUGCAAAACCAUAAAAUUGAUGUCAGACCCCUCGGUUCAGAACCUGACUGAAGAGCUGCAGGUGCUUACUUCCUGGCUCCAGCAAAUUGUCGUAUGUGUGAAAGAUUUCGACAUCAGCUUCGAGUCGGAAGACUUUCUGGAGAAAAUGGCUGCCGCGCUCGGUGGUACUGAAUGA
Molecule: messenger RNA, 1605 nt
Organism: Symbiodinium sp. CCMP2456
Lineage: Eukaryota; Dinophyceae; Suessiales; Symbiodiniaceae
Source: the annotation of a GenBank genome assembly